Molecule: messenger RNA, 2755 nt
Organism: Carassius auratus (goldfish)
Lineage: Eukaryota; Metazoa; Chordata; Actinopteri; Cypriniformes; Cyprinidae
Gene: gpr55a
Product: G protein-coupled receptor 55a
Exons: 2
Coding region: 65-1084 (339 amino acids)
Biological process (GO): phospholipase C-activating G protein-coupled receptor signaling pathway; positive regulation of Rho protein signal transduction
Cellular component (GO): plasma membrane
Molecular function (GO): G protein-coupled receptor activity
Source: RefSeq, a predicted model, not a curated record
AAACUUGCCUUAAAGUGUAGAUAGCGGCAGAAGACAGCAAAAAAUUAAAUUAUUUUCUGUGGGAAUGAACUCCAACGUAACGACAGGCCACUGUGAUUGGGUGUGUUGGGUCCAGAUGUGUGUGUAUGUGCCCAUUCUGGUUUUCGGAUUCCCUCUGAUUCUGGCUGCUUUGUGGCAGUUGUUCUUUCGCGUUCGACGCUGGAGCGAAUCCACGGUUUACCUCUGCAACCUGAUCAUCAACGACAGCCUGCUGAUGCUGUCCCUGCCUUUUAAAAUACAUGCCUACAAGAAGCACUGGAGCCUAGGCCAGACUUUCUGCUCCCUGCUGGAGAGCCUGCUCUAUGUCAACAUCUACGGCAGCAUCAUGUUGAGCGUGUGCAUUGCAGUCGACCGAUACAUCGCUCUACAGUUUCCAUUCGCUGCACGUCGUUUGCGAUCUCCACGCAAGGCAAUGAUCGUGUGCCUAAUCUUGUGGAUACUGGUCUUUGUAUGCAGCUUCCCCAUCUACAAACUUCACGAUAAUCCAGCAAACAAAACGGUGUAUUGCUUUGAGCAAUUCUCCAAUUCAACUUGGACGAAAAGUUGGAUUCUGGCAUCUAUGGAAACAGUGUUUUGCAGCAGCGCCUUGGUGAUGGUGUUCUGUUCCCUGCGUGUGGUGCAAAUCCUGCACAAUCUGAGGGUGCGCUACCCUGGAGAUUCCAAACUGUGCAACAACAAGAGCAUGAAGAUUGUUCUCAGCAACCUAGCCGUCUUCCUUACGUGUUUCAUUCCUUACCAUAUAGCAGCGCCCAUAUACUUCCAUGCCAAGACAGGCAAGUGGCAACAAAACACCAUUGAUCAUCUACGCUACUUUGUUCACAUAAGCAUAUGCAUUAGCAAUGUGAACAUCUUGGCAGAUGGCGCAUGUUACUAUUUCAUCCUUAAAGAGAACCUGGAGUCUGCGCAGCGAGAGAGGAGAAUGGCUAUACGCGUCAGAGAGAAACACAUAUGUGGAUCAAAGAGUUUAACGUUUGGAGAAAUACAUAGUGGUACGCCCAAAGCCACUGACAAUACGGAAUUAUGUGUGGAUACUGGUUUUACGUGAAGAGCUACAUUAAAACUCAUGGAGAGCAAAUGCAAGGAUGAUUAAUCCUACAGGAACACAAUGAAAGAAGAUGGAAGACAUGCUUGUAUAGUUGAGUAUGCAGGUGGAUGGGACGUAUGUACACACAGGAUGUGUGUUUACAUGUGAUGUAGAUGAAUUUUUGGGUACUAAACAAUAUCGCAGUAACUCUUAUGCUAUGCACUGGAAUUUUAUCACUGCUUUUAAUCUGAAAAUAUGGCAAUUUAUUUUUGGAACAUACUUGUAACAAAAAUUGAGCAGUGAAUUCACAUAACACAAAGGUAAUGUUUAGUUUAUAUGAGCCAUGAUGAUAUUAACAUUUUGCCAUUUUGGAGUAAAUUUUAUGUUUACUUAGGAGGUCAGAUCUCCCCCCUAACAGAUCAAAACAAAAAAAAUUAAUUAAAUAUUUUUUUUAUGUAUUGAAUUGUACCAUGUAAGCCUUACUCUAUUUAUUUAUUUUUGGCAUUGUGACAUUAUUGACAGUUAAGCAAAUUUUAACAUCUUAAUUAUUCUUACAUGAUGAUUCUCAUCACUCAUACAUGUCAUUUUACUCAUCUGUAAUACUGAAAAAAUACAGUUUGCUAAUUAAUAUCAAUACAUUUUUGAUGACGACAGUAAAACAAAGAAUAUAUAAAUAAGUUAUUACUGAAUCAUUAAAAUUACUGGGAAUAAUAGAAUAGAGUAUCUAAUUAUUCCAAUAGAAUAAUAAAAUAAUUUAAGUCAUUUAUACCGAUUUUAAAAAUUACAUAAUUUAUUUUCUACAAUAAUACAGAUGAAUAAACAUCGUAUUACAGUGAUAAGAAUCAUCAAUUAAGAAUUAUUUUAAAAAGUCUGAUGCAUUACAGUAGUGGCAAACUUAUUUUUUUACCUAAUGAUAAUUUUUUAUUAAUUUUUUUACCUAAUGAUUUUUUUUUUUAACACCCUUUAGGAAUGCCAAUGUUUUCAUGAUUUUUUUGGCUUCAGCAACCAUAUUCCUCUUUUCACCAGCAGAGGACGCACUUCAGGUUUUUCUAAUCGUGGUAAAGCAUGUGAGUCAACAGGAGGUUCAUAAUCACAUUAUGUGAGUUCAGUGACGGUGUUAAAACCAAUGAUUAACUUUAGCCCUAUCUUCCUGUCAAAGAAUAGAUUUAAGUUGAUGUCAAAGGUUCAAAUUCUGAAGCAUCUGUGUGAAAUGUACAUAGAAAUGUGCUUUGAGAGAGUAAAGGUUAAAUGCAGGGAGUGUCUUGUUUUACAGCAGGGAACUGCAACAUUUCAGUUUUACCAUUUCAUUUUUGAACCAGAUAAAAGUUGUUCUGCUAGCGGUGGGAAAUAUGGAAACAAAAAUGGCAGAUAUUAGGCCAAAGGGAGCGAAGAUAAAAAUCUUUGUUCUUAUUUUUUAAUAAAAAAGAUAAAAGAAUGACAAAGAUACACAUUACAACUACACAUAAUAUACAAAUAAAAGAAACAGUGCUUUAUUUUCAGGUACAAUAGGUGUUUUUAGCAGGAGCAUUCAAGAAAUUGAAUGAACAAAUAUAAAAAUAAAACACUAUAUAAACUGAUUCUUAAGGCAACUGUAUUACAUUUCUUCAGUCAAGAGCAGUGAGUGAUUUUUCUCUUUGUGUUUUGAUGUUUUAUAAACAUUAAAGGAAUAGUUCACCCCAAAAUAAAAAUUCU